GUUAGUGGACUAAACAGGAAAAACUAAAUUUUUUACUGUUAAAAAUGCUAAUUUCCUGUAAAAAGCCACAGUGCAUCAUUUAUUUAGUUGUCUUUCAUAACAGAACAGUUCCCUGUCCUUGUGCUGCUCACAAAGGGAGGCCUCCUGCUCAUGUUACUCGUUCCUGCCAGAUCCUCUCUGAUAACAGAAAGAAACUCUCUAGCAGAGUGUAGCGCCUGUAUCGACUUUUCCAGUGAUGCAUUUGAGACAGAAUUGCCUUUCCACGAGUUUCCCUGCAGGACAAAAACACCCUGCAGUGCAGCAUGAGGACCUGAAGGCUGUCGGACUCAACAACGGAUGGAGUCGUCGUCUUCUGCCACACACAGGAUGCAGUGAUCUCACUGCUGCGUCACAGUGGAGCCGGUGGAGGAGGGGCGGUGCAGCGGCGGAGACACAGACCUUCUCCCACAGAGGACAGAGGAACAUCAGCCAUGAAGCAGCUUCCCAUCAUCAUCCUCCUGACGCUGGCCACCUGCAGACUCACCAGCUCAGAAACUGUGGGUCCCACACCGACGCCACUGGGUCCGGUCAGCUCUCUUCCAAUGAACACCAAGAGCGUCCACCUCACAGGCGACAAUAAAAUUGAGAAUGUUGAGCUGCUGAAUCCUGUCAAUCUGUCGAUGGAGUGCAUCUGGACUGGGAACCAGAACAAUCAGCCCAACAUCACUGGUUACUGGAGAAAAGGCGGAGUGGAGAUUCAGGACAGCCGAGUCCCAGUGGACCCAGAGAACCAGCAGUACACACUCAGACGAGUGUUCAACAUUGCGAGUGAGGAACACCUUGGAAAUUACACCUGUGUGUUUGAAAAUGAAGCAGAACUAGAUUUUAUUUUGGCAGUGCCGCAGAUCGGUGAGAAAAGAGAGAAGCCCAUCGUCUCCUAUGUGGGCGACUUUGUGAUUCUGACAUGCAAGAUGGAGGACAGCAAACCAGCACCAAGAACCUGGUACUGGUUUAAGAACAAUGGCACCAAUAAGGAGCAGCUGUUCGAAGCUCAACGCUACGACAUCACCGUCGACGGGCGCAACACGAAGCUGAAGGUCAAGGACGUGAGCGAAGCCGACUCCGGCGUGUAUCACUGCGCCGCCGUGUACAACAUCAGCACCAGCACCAACAAAAUGCACCUGAAGGUUAUUACCAUCUGGGAGCCAUUGAAGCCUUUCUUAAGCAUCCUGGUUGAAGUUGUCAUCUUGGUUACUGCGAUUCUCAUCUAUGAGAGGAGUCACUCCAAGAAAAAGGAAGCAGAAGCUAAUGGUCCGAAUGCUGACCCAAAGCCACAGGGUGAAGACGACGAAGCUGAGGAAAGCUCCUCAGUGAGGCAGCGCAAAACCUAAAAGACGUCUGCAGCAGCAAAUUCAAGCAUCUAUGACACUCUUAUUUUAUUUCUGAAUGUUAAAAGCUUAUAUAGCAAAAUAUAAACAGCUAUUUUUUUGUAAAUGUCUUCGUCCUGAACACCAGCUAAGUGCAAUGACCAUCAUCUAAUCAAGUAAUACACUCAGAGCUUUCUGGUCUCACGUUCACUGACCAACAUGUUUCCUGUUGUCAGCGUUUUGCAUUCCUCUCCCUCCGGCUGUGUUUCAAACUGAGGUUGUCUUCACACGUUUCCGGUGCAGCAUCUGCCACAAACGGAAGCCGCCCUGCAUUUCAGCUGUGAUGUAAUGAGUUGUGGUUUGUGAGCAGUGCCUUAACCCUCUCAAAAAGCAACUGACUCGCUGCGUUUCCAUGGAAAACAGAUGUUCUGCAAUGUCGAAUAAAAUGUUUUUAAUUUAAAUUAAAAUCACUCGUGAAUAGGCUUGUUCACGCGAUAAGUCACUAAAAUAAUCAUCUAUUAGAGGAAACGUCCAGGCCUUGGAGUGAUUACAUAUGUAGCGUUUUUUUUUUUUCGGAAAUUAUAGAUUUUGAUAUGGAUUCAACAAUUUCAAAUGACUCACCACUUUUUAUGAACUGGGUGAUAAUGUGAGGUGGAGUCAACUGCACAUUGUCUGAAAAAUAAAAACAAAAACAGCCAUCCUAAUGCUACUUCCUGUCGUCUUCUUCCUCUUUUCCACCAGUGAUAACAUCCGGCUGUUGUUGAUCCAGACUCAAGUGAUAGAAAAACCUGUAAAGAAAAUGUUUUUUCGUCUUGAAUUAGCACGUCGCCAUUUUGUAAUUCCAAUUUGCUCGAUGGAAACGGAGCUGGUGUUCUCCUGGCCAGCAAUGAUUUUAUUUAUUUCUGAAUUUAGGUUUGUUUUUGUGAGCUUUGGAAGUGACGUCAUAUUAAAAUACUUGUGCAUCAUUGUCACGUCAACAUAUUCAGCCUUCACUGUUUAUGCAAGUAAUGAUAUUAAAGCUCCACAAAUUAAAGUU
Molecule: messenger RNA, 2382 nt
Organism: Poeciliopsis prolifica (blackstripe livebearer)
Lineage: Eukaryota; Metazoa; Chordata; Actinopteri; Cyprinodontiformes; Poeciliidae
Gene: emb
Product: embigin
Exons: 9
Coding region: 471-1370 (299 amino acids)
Biological process (GO): axon guidance; dendrite self-avoidance; homophilic cell-cell adhesion
Cellular component (GO): axon; plasma membrane
Molecular function (GO): cell-cell adhesion mediator activity
Source: RefSeq, a predicted model, not a curated record